AUGGCUGACACCCCAGCGGACACCCCAGCGGACACCCCAAUGGAUCUAUCCAAGACGGACAAGCACUGGAACUUUUCUUAUUACCAAGAAGCCGACGCUGCCGAGCGCAUUAUCGCGGUGCACAUCUGCGCCUACAGCGACAGAGCCGACAUCAACCUCGCGCGACUACGCCGAAACUCGGACCACGAUCCCGUAUUCGAUUCCGACGACGAACGUAAUGCCAUCCGCUUUCACAAUGAUAACUUUGAAAUCCCACGAGAUGUGCCCAACCACUGGGCAUUGAUCCUUGAACUACGGAACCGUGAGGGUCGCGGCGUCAAAGUGGAAAUGGCGCCAUCCUGGCAACCUGGGCGGCCAGCACGCGAGGGCACGGUGCUAGUCUCAUCACUGGCGGCCGGUUGGCGCACAAGAGAAAGCAUUGUCAAGUCUGUACGAUUUGUCGUCGUCUCACCAGCAGCAACCACGACAGUGCAGCAGGUGCUCGAGAACGUGAGCCACAACGCACGCCACCGAUACUUGUUCACAGAAGGCGGCGAGGGGUCGCGGUACUGGGUGCACACUGUGAUACGGGAUCUGGAGAUGGUAGAGAUGCUUCAUGAUGGUGUAGCCGACACAGCAGAAGAGGUAAUGAGCAUGAUCUGGAGCCGCGACGGCGACGCUGUGGCAACGCGGCUACGAAGGGGCAUGUUUACAGAGUGGACGAUUCGCGGAGAGAAGAAGAAGGGAUUCUGGUGA
This is a messenger RNA of Cordyceps fumosorosea ARSEF 2679, 735 nucleotides long. RefSeq lists its product as hypothetical. The coding region runs from base 1 to 735 and encodes 244 amino acids. NCBI's taxonomy places the organism in Eukaryota, Fungi, Ascomycota, Sordariomycetes, Hypocreales, Cordycipitaceae. The transcript has a single exon. The record is from RefSeq and is a predicted model, not a curated record.